This is a messenger RNA of Triplophysa dalaica, 2128 nucleotides long. Its product is annotated as tripartite motif-containing protein 16-like protein. The record is from RefSeq and is a predicted model, not a curated record. The coding region runs from base 71 to 1744 and encodes 557 amino acids. Gene Ontology annotation, molecular function: zinc ion binding; protein binding. The transcript has 6 exons. NCBI's taxonomy places the organism in Eukaryota, Metazoa, Chordata, Actinopteri, Cypriniformes, Nemacheilidae.
GCAAGCAGCAGAAGGAAAGUGAACCCCUUUACUUAAUCUGUACGUAAAGUCUGUAUGUAUAUGCUGUGAAAUGGCUGGAGCCACUUUUUCAGACGAACAGUUCUGUUGUUCAGUCUGUCUGGAUCUGCUGAAGGAUCCAGUGGCCAUUCCCUGUGGACACAGUUAUUGUAUGAGCUGUAUUACAGGUUGUUGGGAUCAAGACUACGAGAAGGGAGUCUACAGCUGCCCCCUGUGCAGAGAGACCUUCACUCCAAGACCUGUUUUGAACAAAAACACCAUUUUGGCAGAAAUUGUGGAGAAACUAAAGAAGACAAAACUGCCCAAAGAAGACAAAUCCCCUGUGACUCCUGGAAGUGAAGAUGUGGAGUGUAACGUUUGUACUGAAAGAGAAUCUAAAGCUGUGAAGUCCUGCUUGGUGUGUCUGAACUCUUACUGUGAAAAUCACCUGGAACAACAUGAACAUCUCUUCAGAGAUAAAAGGCACAGUUUGAUGGAUGCAAGUGCAGGAUUGGAGAAGCUGAUCUGUGGUGAGCAUGACAGACCACUGGAGGUUUUCUGUCGUACUGACCAACUAUGUAUUUGUUUCAUGUGUAUGAUGGAAAAACACAAAAAUCAUGACACUGAAAGAGCUUCAGCAGAGAGGACGAAGAAACAGAGAGAGCUGGAUAAAAAACUGAGACAAUUCAAGGAGAGAAUCCAGCAAAGGGGAAAAAAGCUUCAGGAGUUGGAAGAUGCUGUGAAGGCACACAAGCACUCUGCACAGGCAGCAGUGGAUGAGAGUGAGAGGAUUUUUACUGAACUGAUCCACUCCAUUGAGAGAAGCCGCUCUAAGGUGACACAGCUGAUCAGAGAGCAAGAAAAGGCUGCCGUAAGUCGAGCUGAAGGACUUUUGGAGCGACUGAAGCAGGAGAUUGAAGAUUUAAAGAGAAGAAAUGAUGAGCUGGACCAGCUUUCACACACAGAUAAUCAUAUCCAUUUUCUUCAGAAUUUCCAGCUUCUCUCUGUCCUCCCUGAAUCCACAGUCUUGGGCAAUACUACUCUCCGUUCUCAUAUGUCUUUUGACGGUGUGGGGUUAGAUAUCUGUCUGCUGAAAGGGAAAAUUGAAGAUUUCUGCAAAGACAAGAUAAAAGAUAUAUCUUGUAGAGUGAGGGACAUUCAUAUCAUCACUGCCCAUGACCCAAAGACCAGGGAGGAGUUCUUGGAAUAUUCCUCUCAACUUAGUCUGGACCCAAACACAGCGCAUAAAAACCUCUGUCUGUCUAAGAGUAACACAGUUGUUACAAACAGUGGCACAGACCAGCAGUAUCCUGAACAUCCUGAGAGAUUUACAUGUAUUGAUCAGGUUUUGUGUAGAGAGAGUGUGUUUGGACGCUGUUAUUGGGAACUUGAAUGGAGUGGGAGUAAUGACAGUUGGGUGGGUAUAUCAGUGGCAUAUAAGAGCAUUGACAGGAAGGAAGAUGUUCCACAGUGUGCGUUUGGGUUUACAAAUCAGUCUUGGAGAUUAUCUUGCUCUUUUUCCAACUCGUUUCGAUUUUGGCACGAAAACAAGUAUACUGAUAUCCGUGGAACGUCCUCUAAGAUAGGUGUGUAUGUGGAUCACAGUGCAGGAAUAUUAGCCUUCUACAGAAUUGCUGACACAAUGACCCUCAUCCACAGAGUCAAGACCACAUUUACUGAGCCGCUGUAUCCUGGCUUUAGGGUUACUCGAGGAACAUCAGUGAAACUGUGUUAUCCAACCAAAUAGAUAAAAGACAGAUAAUCAUUAUAGCACAGAAUAGUUCACCCAAAUAGGGUCCCCAUUGACUUGACAAUAGUUUUUUGUUCCUACUAUGGAAAGUCAAUGGGAACCAUUUUUGGAGUGAACUAUGGGUUAAGCACAUGAUACAUCAAUGAUAGUGGGAUGUCUUUUAUAGACAUAUUUUCUUUUAGAUAUACUAACUCACUUGUCAAAAAUUACCAGAGGCAAACAUUCAAAUUCUCUACCUAAUAACUGUUGUUUUGUAAAGGUAGAAGAAGAUAUAUGUAGAAAAGUUAUCGGCUAUGUAGAAUUAUUAUUUGAUGCUAGAUUCAUUCUGAUAUUAAAAUUAAUUUCAUUCAGUUCUGCGAAUCUAUAUCUGUAAAUAAAAUA